CAUUCAGGCUUUGAACGCAAAAAGAGACCAAGUGUAACAAAAGGGAAGUGUCACUUUAAAUGAAAUGCACUGGUUGCAUGAAUGCUAACAGACAGACAGACUGCUUAUAAAGAUAUACAUGUAGUCUGAACCUUCUCAGGUUCAAAUUUCACUUGGUGGGUUAAAAGAAAUCCAGUUGAUCUUUGCUUGGAAAUAAUGUCAUUAUUACGUUUCACAACACAGUUAUUUAUUCCACAUAAUCUAUUGUUAAUGAAAAAACACAUUUUAAAGUAGUUGGAUACAGUUGUGGCCUCAUCAAAGAGACCUCCAAAUCUCAUCAAUCAGAACAUCUGAGGAAAUGAUGCGUUCAGGGACAAUCAUGGGGAGCUUUGAGACCAGGCUUGUUGAAAUCAAAGGCCUGAGAGCUGAGAUCUUUUUUUUUACAGGCUAUCUGUAUCCUUCAGAGAAAAAAUAAAUGUGGUCAGUUAAUUUGCGGCUUGGAAAAGGACAACAGCAGCAUGUUCAAGCUGCCCCCCUACUGGGCGGCCCAUGAGCCUGUCGAUGUGGUGGUUUGAUGUUGGAUGGAAAAUAAGAACCCCCCACAACAAACAGAGAGGGCUGGAACAGAGAAAGAGAGGGUAGAAAGGGAAGAACCAUCGACAGAUGGACUCUGUUGUGAUUAAAGAUGGCGGCAGCCUUUACUGCAGACUACGAAGGACUAUACUCGAUCCAUAAAAAAGCGGUGGGAGUUGUCUGCGAUUCAACACAACAGAACCAAGAACCUCACAGUAAGGUAAACCAGCAGGAACAAAUGGAUGGUAAAGAUAAACUGUCAUGGCGACGUUCUGCUUUGGCCAGGCCUUCUUCUGUCAAGGUGAUGAGAGGGAAGCUGCCAUUACUGCAGCCCUGUGUGUUAAAACAUAAUGCUAUGGAAUCCUCAGUAAAUGGAUGUACUGCUGGAGGAUGUCUGAGGAAAACAAUCAAACUCAAGGAGUUUCUUUGCAGUGGAAUAAGUAGAGGUCUGGAUCGAAUAGUUGUGCAGUGUGGGCUCUACGGGGACGUGGUUUAUGGAUGCUGGGACUAUGAGCAUAAGCGACAACAGGAACUACUUAGCAGACCUGGGAGGCAGCUUCACUGAGGAUGCUCCUAGACCUCCAGUUCCAGGGGAAGAAGGUGAGCUGGUGUGCAGUGAUGGGCGCCAGUACAGCAACUUCGGGUUCUCCUCCAAGAACGAGAGCCUCAAAUGUGAGUCGUCUGUGGCUACACCCAGGCGCCCCGACUUGGACCUUGGUUAUGAGCCGGAGGGAAGUGCCUCCCCUACUCCGCCUUACUUAAAGUGGGCCGAAUCUCUGCACUCCCUCCUGGAUGACCAAGAUGGCAUCCACCUGUUCAGGACGUUCCUCAAGCAGGAGGAGUGUGCAGACAUGUUGGACUUCUGGUUUGCGUGCAGUGGCUUCCGCAAACUCGAAGCCAAUGAAGGUAACGAGGAAAAGAAAGUCAAACUGGCGAAAGCCAUCUAUAAGAAAUACAUCCUGGACAACAAUGGGAUUGUUUCCCGACAGAUUAAACCGGCCACCAAGUCCUUCAUCAAAGACUGCGUCAUGAAACUUCACGUUGACCCUGCAAUGUUCGACCAGGCUCAGACUGAGAUACAGACUAUGAUGGAGGACAACACAUAUCCCUUGUUUCUGAAGUCUGACAUAUAUUUGGAAAAUACGCGGACAGGUGGAGAGAGCCCUAAGCUGUUCAGCGAUCACAGCUCUCUUUCUGGGAACGGAAAGGGAUUGUCGGGUUAUUUACCGACUUUAAACGAAGACGAGGAGUGGAGAUGUGUCCAGGAGCCAGAGGAGCAGCCCGAGUGUGACCCCACGCCGAGCAACCGGCUUACCCAGAAGCUGCUGAUGGAGACGGUCCCGCAGCGUGUUGCCAACAGCGGCAGAUUCCAGGACAGUCACGAGUACAGGCCUGCACCAUUUCGUGAGCCUGUCAACCCGUACUAUGUGAACACUGGUUAUGCCAUGGCUCCUGCCACCAGCGCCAACGACAGCGAGCAGCAGAGUAUGUCCAGCGACGCAGACACUACUUCCCUCACCGACAGCAGUCUAGAUGGGGUUCCACCCUACAGAUACCGCAAACAGCAUCGCCGGGAGAUGCACGAAAGCGCCAAAGCAAAUGGGCGAGUGCCACUACCUCAUAUCCCACGCACUAACCGGAUUCCAAAGGAUAUCCACGUGGAGCCGGAGAGGUUUGCUGCAGAGCUGAUCAGCAGGCUGGAGGGCGUCCUGAGGGAGAGAGAGGCUCAGGAGAAGCUGGAGGAGCGGCUGAAGAGAGUACGACUGGAAGAGGAAGGAGAUGAAGUCAUGUCCACAGCUGCAGCGUCAUCCAGUCACAGGUUCCCCCCUGGUGCUUAUCCGCAGAACUACAACUCACGCUAUGCCGACAACACCUACAGUGGUCUUAUUCUGAGAGACGCUCACGAGGAGAACCCCGAGAGCAUCCUGGACGACCACGUGCAGAGGGUCAUGAAGACCCCCGGCUGCCAGUCCCCCGGCACAGGACGCCACUCUCCCAAGUCACGCUCGCCGGACGGUGUCCCAGGGGGAAAAGGGGCGGGACUUGGAAUGGUGCAGGGGAAACAUCCGUCCAGGCACGGCGUCAAGGGAGACCACCUGUACCACCACAAACACAUGCACCACAUCCACCACGCUGCCGUCGGGAAGCCCAGGGAGCAGGUGGAGGCUGAGGCGGCCAUGCGCGUCCACGGCAACCUCCCCUGGGGCACAGAGACGGGGCAUUAUGGGUCCAAGUCUCGCAGCUACGCAGACGGCAUGGGAUCCAACCUCGUGGAUCACACGGGGUAUAGUAGCAAAGGUGGCCCACAGUGUAAAAGGGCGUUGAAGAAGGGUGACGAAGUGCGGCCUUAUGACGGGCCAGCGCCUCCAGAGGAGAUGGAGAAAAACCAGAAGAUCCUCUUGUGGCUGAUGGAAGGACAGAAGGAAAUGAUUCAACAUAAGAGGAGCCCAUACGGGAGUACCACUGGGUCCAAGAGGACGUCAGGCCAUGAGGCCCAGCAGCGGAACAACGUGCAGCCGUCCCACCCUUUCAUCCAGGACCCCACCAUGCCCCCAAACCCCGCUCCCAGCCCCCUCAUCCAGCUGGAGGAGGUGUGCAGGCGGCUUGAGGAGGAGAAGAUUCAGUCAGGAACUGUCCAACCCAAGCAAAGGUAUGUGAUGGAGGUGAUCCAGAGGGGCCGCACCGCCGUCAGGCCGGCUCUGUUCCCCCCGCUCAGCGUGGUGCCCGCCGUCUCUGACAGCGAGCUCUCCCAGCCAGAACACAAAGCCACUAAGAAGCAUCCUUGUGAGAACACGACUGUGGCGUAUUACUUCUGUGAGGAGCUGAUACCCUACAGGACGUCUGUCAAAGGGAGGGUGGUCACACUGGGCCAGUUCAAAGAACUGCUGACGAAGAAAGGAAACUACAGGUAUUAUUUCAAGAAGGUGAGCGACGAGUUUGACUGUGGGGUGGUGUUUGAAGAGGUACGUGAAGAUGACGCUAUCUUGCCCAUCUUUGAGGAGAAGAUCAUCGGGAAAGUGGAAAAAAUUGAUUGACGUUCACGUUGAAGAGGAAGGAUGAGGAACAAUUGGAGGGUGAAGAGGAAGUGUUUUGGGAUUGAAGGAGCAUGAGAAGAAAGUGACACAGGAAGUGGAUGCAGAGUUGAAGAGCGGUGCGGUUUUGAGGCUCGGGGAGCACCACUGCAGUGACGUUGGACUAGAAGAAAAAAAAAGACCUCAUUCACUUCGUUGGAGUGUAAUGUAGCAUUGUAAAGUUUACUAGAUGAAGAAGAACAAAAGUGCUACUAAAGCAACAUAUUUUUGAUAUGAUGUAUCAGAGGUUGCCCUUUCUAAAGUAACCACACUUGUCAUUUUUAUAUGUAUUGGUACCAGAUGUGUACAGUUUGUGUUAAAAGAUAACAACAUUUUAUAUCUAUUUAAGUAUUUAAAAUGCUCAUUUUCAAUCCUAUUGAAGCAGGAGUGUGGCCCCUGUUGAAGACGAUCAAAUCCUUUUUUUGGGAUGACUUUUUGUUUGUUUUAUUCAUGCUGUGCUUUUAAUACUUCACUUUAAUAAUACUUAUUUUCAUUCAAUCUGCACUUUCAUUGUAUUGUACACCACUGAAUAUGUCUCAAGGUAGGUUGCACCGUGAAUUUCUAAAGCACCUACAUGUGGCCAGAGAAAUGGAAACCCCUGUAGAGUGCACUGCAAUCCAGCCCUGGGUCCUAAAAUAGUACUUUAACAAGAUUAAUGUAAGUCAUGGCACUGCAGGAGAGCAUUUAUGGUCACUUUUAAAGCUGUGAGUAGUGUUUUUAUCCGUGACACCACCACAGAGUUGUAAUUUAUUGUUUUAUUGGCUUGCAUAAUCGCAUUCUGCCCAGGUUGUUUGCAUUCUGCUGGUUCUUUGUUGUAUGCUCCAUAGGAUUGUAGACAUUAGCUAUGUUUAUGUACACUGUUGUUUACCCCAACUAAAUUGAAGUUGUACGAGAAUUGCCUAACAAAUUAACACAGCAAUGCAAUAAUACUGUGGAGAAAGGGGAACAGUAGGUGAAUAUCUAUGCAGGUUAGGUCCCCUGAUCCAAAACAACACUGGCCCUUUACUUUAAUAAUUUAGAAAAAUAUUAAAAACAGGUUGAGGCUACACAUUAAGACAUUUAGGUUUUUAGAAGCCUGUUUUCCCAAUUUUAAAUGUGUUUUGAUUAUACUCGGUUCAUUAAUCAGGCUGAAUUUCAAUUGGGUUGAGACCAUCUUUUCUAAAGUUUCUAAAAUUCUAAUUGAAGAUUGUGAAUAAGAAAUACUACCUUUUUUAUGAAUUAAAAUGAAUAGUAAGUGCUAAUGAAUAUUUGGAAGUCAAUUUUCUAGUUUUCUUUAAAUUAUUUCCAGUUAAACAUUGAAUUUUCUAAAGAACUCACCUCAGCUUUGGAGGUCGGUGUGUGUUCAUGAAAGGGAAGCGUUCCAAUCCACACAGGUCCCGCCUCCUUGAACAUGUCCAACAGGUCAUAUCACAGCGUUUGAAUGAGAGGCCAGUGAAUGUAAUCAGAAUACUAUCAAACCUAGAUCUAGUUGUCACAUAAAGGCAUAUUUAACUAUACUAUAAGUGCUACCUUUUUACAGUAGGUGUAUAGGAGUGCAAUAGACACUGAAAUGUUGCGUUUAUUGUGUUUACAUCAAGUAUUUAUUAGUUUUAGCUCCAUGUGUGUGUUUAUUUAUGAGAUCCCAGAGACUAACCCUCUUUUAAUCACUGCUUUGUGUAUGUAUCAGUUCAGAAGGGGCUGAUCUCUCAUCUGUAGCCUUCUAGCUAAUCGCGGCUAUCGUGUGCCUAGCAGUAAUGAAUUGUUUAGUGCAAAUGAUCUACUGUUGAUAGAUCAGGUUACACCAAAGAGAAAAAAGUAGAUGGUAGUUACCAUAGGCACGCGCUUGAAUUCUCACAUUGAUAGUACCCCUUCAUUUUGUGGCGGCACUUAGUUAUGUUUUAUUUAAGCGUUUGCAUGAAGAUUCAGAAUGUUUUUUUUUUUUCAAUGAACAUGGUGUGCAUUUCCUGAUGCUCCUUGUUACAAGGGACAAAUCAUAAUCAUUGCUGAAAAAUUUCUCAGCAUAAUAUAUAUUCCCUGUCCUUGCUAUUUGGCAUCAUAAAUGAAACGUUUGCACUGGAAUAGCAACUGAAAUUGAACAAAAAAUCUAUCUGGAAAGCAGCAUGACAUUUAGUUUCAAGGUCUCUGUGGAUUUCGUCAUGUUGCUGUAAUGAAAGCCUUUAACUACAGAUGCUGGACUGUGUGUGUGUUCAGAAGCUGUUUAUCAAUGCUGCCUCUUUUUUUUUAGAUUCUUUACUUAAAUCAGUUUAAUAUAUACUGUGUUGUUAAAUGAUCCACUAUUGAGUACAUAAUCAAAUGUAAUACUAUAAGUAUUAUCUUGAUUUUUUUUAUUUUUUUAUUUCUUUUUGAAAUAUAACAUCUGUGAAGUUUCUUACUGUGAAAGCCCCAAAAGUUAUUAUUUAAAAUCAAUUAAAUGUAUAUAAUAAACGUCAGAGUGCCUUUGCUACUAUGCUAAUGACAUCUGCUGUGAAUUUCACACGUGGGGGCAUAAAUACUGGGAUUUAUUUUUAUUUCUUGUUUAAUGUUUGUCACAUUUCCACCUUUUUCUCUGUAAAUAUGUACAACUUUGUCUUCAGCCAGCAGCCCACUCACUCCCCUGGACCUGUUUCUGUUCAUAGCAUGGUUACCGUUUAAAGGUACCCGGACAAUAAAUACAUGCAAUAAACCAGA
Gymnodraco acuticeps is the source of this 6290-nucleotide messenger RNA. RefSeq names its product axin 1 (gene axin1). The transcript has 12 exons. The coding region runs from base 1047 to 3587 and encodes 846 amino acids. NCBI's taxonomy places the organism in Eukaryota, Metazoa, Chordata, Actinopteri, Perciformes, Bathydraconidae. The record is from RefSeq and is a predicted model, not a curated record. Gene Ontology annotation, biological process: negative regulation of canonical Wnt signaling pathway.